Molecule: messenger RNA, 1773 nt
Organism: Coniophora puteana RWD-64-598 SS2
Lineage: Eukaryota; Fungi; Basidiomycota; Agaricomycetes; Boletales; Coniophoraceae
Exons: 12
Coding region: 1-1773 (590 amino acids)
Source: RefSeq, a predicted model, not a curated record
AUGAUUAUGAUUGCCGCCAAGCUGACCCCAAAGCAGGAGAAAUGGGCCGAACGAAGAGCAUUCUACGGCUUGCCCGCCGUGGAGGAUCCGCUUCCCAGAUCUGUCACACCUCCGCAAGAUGUAGAUAUCCCACUGACGGACUUCGAAAAAGCCGACAUUGAGACACGGGCGCUCGCGCUCGCACAAUCCGCACUUGCACAAUCCCCACAACACGAGGAUGUACAACGACCUUCUUCGCCCCUCCCGUUCCUUCUUGACGACAGAAUUUGCGCUAACCUCGGGAGCAGGGGAGUCCAUGUUGGGUUUCUACCUUCGUACGAGGGUGGGAGUCAGGUAAAGGUGUCAGGCUUCACAGAUAGCCCAGAUCGAUUUUGGAGCAAUAAACUGAGCUGUCCUGCUCCUGACGGCUGUGUCGCCGUAUCAUGGAAGGUGAACGGCACUAAACCACGAUCUGCCUUUGUCCCCGCCUCGGACUUGAAGCCGUGUCCCCCCCGCGCGAAAAACAAGUACAUUUUGGUGCUUAGUGGUCCGUACGUCGGUCAAAUCUUCCUCACGAAGGGUUACAAGAAGGCGAAUGAUGUCUAUGUCGUUCAUGAACAUCGGGACGAGAUUCCGAAUGGUAUAGUCACCGAGAACCUGCCAUUAACCGUCAACAGUGGAGCAGCGGAAGAACAGGGGUGGUGGAGCUCCAUUUCAUACCUUAGAUGUUGGGAACAAAGAAGCAGGCACGUUGGUCGGUCGAAGAAGGUGAGGAGUCGGGGCGCGGAGAAGCGCAGACACCCGUUAUGGCGCGAAGAAGUGAUAGAAUUUGUUGUAUAUAAAGGUUUUUCUUUCUUCAUCAUGCCCAAGGCGCCACGCACUACCCUCUCUCGUUUGCGACUUCAUCCGUACACCAAGUCCGAUGGCACAACCAAGAAGCCUGCGCCUAGGUCAAAGGAGUCUCUCCGCACUUCCUCAGGGAACCUGAUCCUUAAUGCUCGUCUUGGAGGUGGACCUCAGUUCUUUGGGCUCUUUGUCGUCCUGUUCCUCGGGUUGCCAGGCGCGAAAUCGGACCGCGAGAUAUACAGGCUUUACCGUGCACGGCGCAAUUCCAAGGAGGCACCGGCAUCAGUCAGCCACAAACCGGGCGAACACACAUUUGACAACGACGAUCCUUUGAUCGCGGCGUUGGUCUCACACAAUCGUCCAGGUAACAGGAGAGUUCUCUUACCUGAAACGGUUCUUGCAGCCCUUGAGGAAUUGGAAAAACCCAACCUGCCUCCCUACAAUCCGUUAGCGAGGACGUCAGCGGGAACAUCAGCGGGAACAUCAGCAGGAACAUCAGCAGGAACAUCAGCAGGAACAUCGGCGGAUCCAUCAAUGGGGACAUCAGCAGGGCCACCAGCAGGGCCGCCAGUGACAGUGUUGUCAGAGGCCUCAGAGGCCUCAGAGGCGUUGAGCGAAGUGGACGAACCGAACACACAACCUGACGCAGCGAACCCACAGCCGCUUCCUCAUACCGUCGGAAGGAAACAACCCAUGUCAUGUUCAGUUGAAUCACUGUCGGAGCAGUCGGAGCAGUCGGAACAUAUAACCUACGCCUACCACAGUGUUCUCCUCGAGAAACGCGCAGUGAUCGCUAUCAUCACGAACCCCUCAGCGUACCUUUGGUACACGCGCAGGAAGCUCUUCGACGAGCUUCCUCAGCAGCACGCUCGCAGGGCGCUCCAGGCGCCCAACGCGUUCAGGGCGCCUAUCCGUGGGAACAACCACGUAUGGCCAGAAGCGGAGUAA